UCUUUCUAAUGUAUUCCACACCUUCAUCUUUGAGGUUGUCUUUCAUUUGAGGUUGUCUUCUUCUCUUUUCCCACCGAUACCAUUCUCAGAUCUCAUUGGACAGGGGCAGUGCGCGUUAGGGUUAGGCUCUUAGCUCACCCCAGUUCAAUGGAAGAGAUUACAGAUGGAGUGAACGCAAUAAACCUGGCCGGAGAAUCCCACAAGAAGAACCGGAUCCAAGUCUCCAACACCAAGAAACCCUUAUUCUUCUACGUUAAUCUCGCCAAGAGGUAUAUGCAACAGCAUAACGAGGUUGAGCUUUCCGCCCUUGGAAUGGCUAUUGCCACAGUUGUUACCAUAGCAGAAAUUCUGAAAAAUAAUGGACUGGCUGUGGAGAAGAAGAUCAUGACCUCGACUGUCGAUAUUAAGGAUGACUCAAGGGGGAGACCCAUCCAAAAAGCAAAGAUUGAAAUAUUGCUGGGGAAGACUGAAAACUUUGAUGAAUUGAUGGCAGCUGCUGCAGAGGAAAGGGAUGCUGGAGAUGUUGAAGAGCAAAGUUAAAAGGGUGUUGUUUUGUAGUGUCUGGUUUGGUUUGUUUUCAUAUUUUAUUUCUGGAAGCUGCACUAAAUCAGUUGAUUUUAUUUACUGGAGAAUUUGUAGGAAUCUAAGAGUGCUAAGAGUGUGGUCCUAAUGAUCUUGUAACAAUGAAAAUUUUGUGUUAAGAGUGUAGAAACUAAAUCUAAUUGCUACUGAAAUUUUUUGCCUAUCUGAAAUUUCUAAUUUCUAAUUGGUAAUGAUCAUUUGAUUUUCCUAUUAGAAAUUGUGGCUUCUAUUUUGCUAAACAUAUACAAUGUGAUGUUGUUUGGAAUAGGCAUAAUAGUUGAAUGAUAUUGUUGUUGAUUUUUUGUUUAGAAUAGGCGUCGUAGUUGAAGGAUUGCUGUUGAAUUUUUCUUUACUUUGCGAGCUCUACAUAAAGAUAUGGACGUAUGGCAUUGUAAAUACAUGUGUGGAGGUAAAUGAGAAAGCACGAAGACUUUGCUUUUUGCUCCUAUAUUCUGUAUGCUUUCAUCUCAGGCUUUUACAUGCCACUGUAAACCAAAUUUCACAUUUGGCUGGUAAGGCGAGGAAAGCAGAGAGGAUGUCAGAUCAACUAGCGUAUUCCAGACCGGAGUUUGAUUUAUUUAUUUAUUUUCGUCAAUUUGCUAGUGCUUGUAAUGAUAAGAUGAUCUUGUAGAUCAGUAUAGAAUUUGAUUUUUAUGGCGUA
This is a messenger RNA of Juglans microcarpa x Juglans regia, 1243 nucleotides long. RefSeq lists its product as uncharacterized. Gene Ontology annotation, cellular component: nucleus. The transcript has 5 exons. Bases 148 to 540 code for a protein of 130 amino acids. Lineage: Eukaryota; Viridiplantae; Streptophyta; Magnoliopsida; Fagales; Juglandaceae. The record is from RefSeq and is a predicted model, not a curated record. Gene Ontology annotation, molecular function: RNA binding.